AUGUCUUCCUUUAUUAAAGAGACGCAGAGCAUCAAGGAAGCGGUGACUCUUAUCAAUGCCAUUGACUUGAACAAAUUCUCCAGGUUGAUAUCCCGGAUAAUCCAAAAGCUUCAUCUGAAGGGAGAACGGACAUUCAGCGAAGAGGAGGAGGAAAAACUUCAAACGGCACUAUCCCUGGACAAACAGGCUCUGGAUUUAGUCCUGGAAACAUCUGCUUUCAUUCUUGAGCAAGCCGUGUACCAUAAUGUGAAGCCAGCAUCUCUACAGCAACAGCUUCAGGGAAUCAGUGUGAGCCCUGACAAGGCCGAAGUGUUUUCUCAAACGUGGUCCAUCUCUGGCCCUGAGCUAGUGAAUCGACUGAAGCACAAUAUAUUUGCCCCUAAAAAGCUGGAUUUUGUCAGCUGGCAGUUGAACCUGCAAAUGGCCCAGUCCAGCCAGGCCCGACUUAAGUCCCCCAGUGCUGUGCUCCAACUGGGCCUCAACAAUGAAGACUCUCAGAGCAUCCUGGAAAAUAUAUUUGUUGAGUUUAACCACCAGGAGCUGCUUGAGUUCUACAACAAGCUUGAAAUUGUGCAAGGCCAACUGGAUUCCCUGACUUGA
Molecule: messenger RNA, 600 nt
Organism: Nerophis lumbriciformis (worm pipefish)
Lineage: Eukaryota; Metazoa; Chordata; Actinopteri; Syngnathiformes; Syngnathidae
Source: RefSeq, a predicted model, not a curated record